This is a messenger RNA of Argentina anserina (silverweed cinquefoil), 763 nucleotides long. RefSeq names its product 30S ribosomal protein S20, chloroplastic. Gene Ontology annotation, cellular component: ribosome; small ribosomal subunit. Bases 56 to 601 code for a protein of 181 amino acids. Gene Ontology annotation, molecular function: small ribosomal subunit rRNA binding; structural constituent of ribosome. Gene Ontology annotation, biological process: translation. The record is from RefSeq and is a predicted model, not a curated record. Lineage: Eukaryota; Viridiplantae; Streptophyta; Magnoliopsida; Rosales; Rosaceae. The transcript has 3 exons.
UCAACAGAGCUUCAAUUUUUCAGAGGGAGAGAGACUCAAGAAACUCAAGAGAGAAAUGGCAGCUGCAAUUCAUUGCCUAUCAUCUUCGUGCUUAGCCCUUCCUUCCAAGUUCGGCAACCUUUCCCUGAAUGGCCUUUCCACUUCCUCCACCCAUUUCCCUUCUCUCACUUUCUCCGCUAACCUCUCUCACUUCUCCCAAGGGUAUUUGAGUGUGGGCCCAAGCCAGAGGUCGGUGCGUCGCUCUGUGGUCUGUGAGGCUGCUCCGACCAAGAAGCCUGACUCUGCUGAAAAGAGAGCUCGCCAGGCUGAGAAGAGGCGCAUUUACAACAAGUCCAGGAAGUCUGAGAUCAAAACUAGGAUGAAGAAGGUUUUGGAAGCUUUAGACGUGCUCAAGAAGAAUCCAGAUGCUCAGGCUGAAGAAGUUCUUUCAAUUGAGAAGCUUAUUGGCGAGGCCUACUCCAUCAUUGACAAAGCAGUGAAGGUUGGAACUUUGCACAGGAAUACUGGAGCACGCAGAAAGUCUCGAUUGGCCAGAAGAAAGAAGGCGAUAGAGAUCCAAAAAGGCUGGUAUACUCCGGCUGAUUCUGAAGUUACUGCCUGAAGAAACAAAGCCCCUUUAUUGGGUCGUAUUAUCUUGUUUCUGUUUACUGUUAAAUUUUCUUUGUAAUGUAAUUUGUCUUUCCUUUCAAUCUCUGUAUCCCUCCUUAUAUAUGGUACAAGUGUAGUCUUCUCUCUUUGGUGUCCAAAAUGUUGAUCAGCUAAA